Molecule: messenger RNA, 1967 nt
Organism: Schistosoma turkestanicum
Lineage: Eukaryota; Metazoa; Platyhelminthes; Trematoda; Strigeidida; Schistosomatidae
Source: the annotation of a GenBank genome assembly
AACUGACUAGAGUUAGACAGUCUAGUGGCUAGACCUCCAUUCAUUGGACACUACGGAACACCUGGAACCGUACUGAAAGAACAAGAAUCGAGUACAAAAUAUUGGAUAUUGGAUUAUGAUGUGCAAGUUUUGACAAACGCGUAACUUUUCUAUAUCUGCCGUAGCUGUCUUUUGUUGUUGAUGAAUUCUCGUACAUCUUAACACUUCCUUUGUUUUUUCAUACAGGCUACUCACAUUUCUUUUCCAGUCGGUCAGUAACUGCUCAUCAUGGGAAAAAAGCAGCAUCAGAAAGACAAACUUUAUAUUACAUGUACAGAAUGGAGUACAUUGUAUGGUGGAAAACGUGCUACUGAUAGUGGCCGACAAUUUAAACGGCUUCCAUUCCACUGUUGCAGCAUUUCUUUUCAACCUUUCUUAAAUCCAUAUUGUACAAAAGAGGGAAUAAUUUUCGAUUUAGAGAAUAUUUUACCAUUUCUCAAAAAGCAUGGAAUUAAUCCUGUUACUGGGUUGAAAAUGAAAAUGAGUGAAUUGAUCAAGUUAAAUUUUCAUCGUAAUUCUGAUGGAAAAUUUCAUUGUCCUGUAACAUUUAAAGUAUUCAAUGAAAAUACACAUAUUGUUGCCAUUAAACCAACAGGAAAUGUGUAUUGCUUUGAUGCUGUUCAACGUUUAAAUUUAAAGGCAAAUAAUUUUCUUGACUUACUCAAUUCUGAACCAUUUACAAAAGAUGAUGUCAUUACAAUACAAGAUCCUGCACAACUAGAAAAAUUUAACAUUUCCGCUUUUUAUCAUGUGAAAAAUAAAGAAGAAGCUCAAAAUGAAGGCAAUGUAGUAGUUAUACGUUCGUUAAAUCAAGAAACAAAAGAAACUCUGGCUGAAUUACCGAAAGAAAUUUCAGUACCAGACUAUAUGUAUUCAUCAAAGAAAAAUUCAGUAGAUACAGGAAAAAAACGUGACGUUUUUAAUACAGCUACUUAUUCAACUGGUCGAGCAGCAGCUUCACUUACUUCAACUGUUAUGGAACCGGUAACAAAAAUUGAACCAGCCAUUCUCGAAGAUGAUGUAGUCCGAUAUAAGUAUGUAAAAAAGAAAGGUUAUGUCAGUCUGAUUACUUCACAUGGAAAAUUAAACCUUGAGUUGCAUUGUGAUUUAGUUCCAAAAACAUGUGAAAAUUUUCUACGUCAUUGUUCUGCCGGUUAUUAUAAUGAUACAAGUUUUCAUAGACUUAUUCGCUACUUCAUUGUUCAAGGAGGUGAUCCAACUGGUACUGGAUUUGGUGGUGAUUCAGUAUGGGGUGGAUCUUUUGAAGAUGAGUUCGUGCCUAAUUUAAGUCAUGAUACACGUGGUGUUGUAUCGAUGGCUAAUUCUGGACCAAAUACUAAUCGAUCUCAAUUCUUUAUUACUUUUCGAAAGUGCAAACAUUUAGAUCGAAAGCAUACUGUAUUCGGCAAGGUUGUUGGAGGCUUAGAUUUCUUAGGAAAAAUUGAAAUGAUGGAAACCGAUAAAGAUGAUCGACCAUUGGAAGAUAUACAAAUAAUCAAUUGUGAAGUAUAUGUGGAUCCAUUUAAAGAUAUUGAUGAAAUGUUAAUGAAAGAACGUGCUAAUAUUAGUGAAGCAAAAAACACUGAUAGUACUACUGAUAAAACUUUACAUCCGAAACCAGGCAAUCGUCGAGAAGAAGAAGCUUUAGAAGCUGCUGAACGUGCUAAACGCAAUGAACAAAAUGGUAUCAUUGCAAAAGAAGUGUAUCGAACCGGUGUUGGUAAAUUUAUUCAUGAACAUCUAGAUCAAUUUGAUACAAAAACUAUGAUAACUACUAAUAAACAUGGAAAAGAUAAUGAUUCCAAUUUACAGAUGAAUGAAGAAGUUUUGCGUAAAAAACAAAAACUUGUAUUAAAAUCACAACUGACUGAUUUCUCUUCAUGGUGAUAUUAUUAUUCUUUAACGGAAUUUUUGUAUAUUAUCAGAAA